AUGUUUCAAGCUUCACAGGAUUUAUAUCACCAAACAAAGCUCACACUACCAUCUAUACCAUCCCCGACCACGUACCUCUUCACACCAUACCCACCAAUAUAAUACCCGCUACCAAUAUAGCAAUAUGGACGGACUCGGACUCAAUGCCUCGGAGCAGCGCGAAUUCCAGGCGCGCAUGGAGCGUAAGCAGAUGAAGGAGUUCAUGAACAUGUUCUCCGGCCUCGUCGACCGCUGCUUCGACUCCUGCAUUGACGACUUCACCACCAAGUCCCUCAUCUCCCGCGAGUCCGGCUGCGUCAACCGCUGCGUGCAGAAGUUCAUGGCUGGUAGCGAGAGGAUAGGACAGCGCUUCUCGGAGCAGCAGGCGCAGAUGAUGAACGCCCCCAAAUAAGCGCCAUAUAUUGGCCCUGGGGAGGGGGGACGUGUACGAUAGAUAUGAUGUGUGUUUGUUCCGCAUAUAGAUGGGCUGGGAUGCCGAAUGGGAUGUAGGAACACGGCGGGAAUGGGAUGGGGUGCUGGGGUUUGAUGGGUUGUGAAGUAAAAGCACCCGGAGAAGUCGGGUGUCCGAUGUAGGAUAGAUCUGUUUAGAAGUAUAAAAACUCUAUUUCACGGUCUGAAGGUUCACUUGAUGAUUUUCAGUGACUAUGAGGACAGGGGACUUCAAGACGGCUACAGCAAAUCGAAUUGUACGGAU
Molecule: messenger RNA, 694 nt
Organism: Pseudogymnoascus destructans
Lineage: Eukaryota; Fungi; Ascomycota; Leotiomycetes; Thelebolales; Thelebolaceae
Gene: TIM9
Product: protein transporter tim9
Exons: 3
Coding region: 125-391 (88 amino acids)
Source: RefSeq, a predicted model, not a curated record